Molecule: messenger RNA, 799 nt
Organism: Lobosporangium transversale
Lineage: Eukaryota; Fungi; Mortierellomycota; Mortierellomycetes; Mortierellales; Mortierellaceae
Exons: 2
Coding region: 41-565 (174 amino acids)
Source: RefSeq, a predicted model, not a curated record
AAGAACAAGUUAUGCAAUCAUUGCACAGGAAAAUCCUCAAAUGGAAUUAGUUGUCUGCAGCAGCAACAGCAAUGAGCAUAUUAAGCAAAAGGAGCACGUUCGUGUGGAUUGCUGCUCGCUGCAUCCGUCCACGUUACUCGAUCUCCGUGUGCCUGUUUUGGGUGUAGUGUUAGUGCAGAUAAAGGACGAGAAUUUUUCUGUAGGGGUAAAAACGUUUGUCCGAAGUCUACCUUGCGAUCGAGUUCCACCAGGAGAAAUUCGUCUUGCCCCAUGGGUGCUCGAUCUACUGCCCACUCCUCCUACCAAAGUCCGCGUCGAAAGCAUAUCUGCAAAUCAACCAUUGCACCUGGUUAAAAAGCUGAUUGUUGCGCCAUUAGAGGAUAGCACUGGUCUUUACAGCAUUACAAACUGGGUCAGACCGACCCACGCAACCAACUCUCAGAUUAUACAGAACAGGAAAACUACUCGGAACUGGAUCGAGAAAUCAAUCAAACAAAGGAUCGAAGGCCAGUUGGUAGGCCUUGGCUUCUCCUUCAGAUGCUAUUUUAUCGCGUUGCGCCUCUAAUAGAAAGCAUUAAAAUUCACCGUGUUUAUAGGCGUGCGUUAAUUCGUUCAUCAUGGCUAGAGUCAAGGCGCAAAGUUUUUUAUUUAGGGUUUUGGAUAUUCAAGUCAACGGGUGUGACCUUGCAACUUCUAGCAGCAGUAUAGGAGUUAUCAUGGAAGAUACAGUCUUAGAAGUCGUCCCAAGUCCAAUAUCAAUGCAGAGUGUAGCUGUUGACUUCAAAGGCAUGGAUGAACU